GAAUCAAAUUCCGUAUUAAUUACCAAUAAAUCUCAAUAACAGAAUUUGAAAAUCCAAACAUGCACUACACUACAAAAAUACGCAUAUCAUCACAAAUCAAAUAUAUUUCCCUGCAUUUUGAUUCGCUGCCACUGCCAUUUGGAGACCUCUACACUACCAUUUCUCCACUAACUCCCACUAUAUAUUAUCCCAAAAACUCGAUGCAAUUUCUCGCAUCAUCCAUGGAUUUCCACGGGCAAGGAAUGUUGCCGGAAUCGGAGGCGGAGGAAUACGUAUACGACGACGAUGUUUUCUACGUCGAGCUUCGCAAGCAGGUCUUGCAAUUGACGGCUGAAGACGACGACGGCGAAGAAGAAGAUGUUUACGAGACGAAGGUCAUGAUGAAUGAGAAUGGGACGGAGGCCCACAAACACGGCCCGUAUCUCGGCCCUCCGCGGCCCGUCUGCUAUCACGGCUGGCCCACGAUCAAGGACGCCGCUGCGCCUGCAUGGAUCGUCAACCUGUGGAGAACUGGAAAUGGCACCGGCGUUUUCAUUCCUCAAGGAGUUCACUCUAAAAGGAAAAACAGAUCGAGAAGAAAGAAUGGAAGAGGGAGAACACACAGGAGGGUAGAAAGAAUGAACUGAGUAGUGGAAUGUUUUAUGUGAAAGAAGGAAUGUUAUUUUGGAUUUUCUCAAAGUAUGUACUAAUAUAAAUCAGGAUGGUUUAACUUUAAUGUACAUAUUGCAAUAUAUGUUUGGAUUCUGGUCUUCUUUGA
Salvia miltiorrhiza (redroot sage) is the source of this 757-nucleotide messenger RNA. RefSeq lists its product as uncharacterized. The record is from RefSeq and is a predicted model, not a curated record. Lineage: Eukaryota; Viridiplantae; Streptophyta; Magnoliopsida; Lamiales; Lamiaceae. The coding region runs from base 60 to 626 and encodes 188 amino acids. The transcript has 2 exons.